AUGUCAGCACCCUCCUGGAGAGAGCUGAUGAACCACAUCUUCAAUGAUAUUGCUCAUCGAGGACCUAAAGGUUCAACUGUGUCACAAAUUUUGUUAUCCAUCUCAAAGUUCUACGAUCUUGCUCGCCAAGAAGAUUCAUGGCGUAUGAAGGUGGAUCGUUGCUUGCAAGUCAAAGUUUGGGAGCUCAUGACCAAAAGCGAGGAGUGCUUAGUCGGAGAAAACAGAAGAUGGAAUCAUCUCUCCCUGGACGAGAUAGAGGAACUCGAAGCCAAGCUUGAAGCAGGAAUUGUUCCCGACCAAGCAGUUCCCGAAGCAUCAACCGCCACUGAGCAAGCAGCCCCAGAAGCAUCAAUCGUCACUAAAGCAACAGUUACUGCCCCUGAAUCUUUGAAAGUUCGCAUCUUCGUCUGUGAAACUAGGACCUGGCUUGCAGUUGCUGGCCAUGAACGUGAUGAUGCCAUGAUUCCAUAUCAUGAAUUUGCUUUACUAUGCUUCAUCGCUUCAUACGGGUCUAAGGGAAUUCCCCAGUCGGAUCUGAUCAAGACGAGUGCCCAAGACAAAAGAUCCGUCCCCAAAAGAACGGAUGCCUUGGAGAGAAAAGGCUACAUUCAGAAGCGGCACAUUCAAUAUAAUGGGGCACGAACUAGUCUGUGUACGCUUCUUCAAUUCCUGGAUGAGCCAGGAGGUGCCAGUACCCAAGUUGAUGUCAACAGAUUGACCGAAGCGGGUGGCCGUAUUAUCGACUUCGAAACGUUCAACGAUAAAUUGUUUUCCUGCCUGAUGGGGUCUGCUAAUUGGGUUGUUGCUCGUGAGGAUCUAAAGGUUACAAUGGGCUUUGAUGACCGUUGGCGUUGGAGAAUCCUGUCACGUGCCCUUCGCAGGUAUGAGCAGCUUGGUUUGAUUGUGAGAAUUCGAGCCAAGAGUCAGUAUGAGCAUAAUGUUCCAUGUGUCAAGCUUAUUCGAGAACCAACUUCAACGGACCUGGACAAAUUUAUCCGAGAUUCCAUAAGUUGGCCAGCGGAAGCUGAUGCAAUGGACUUCGAUAAAGACGGAGAUAGCGACGACGAUGAAACUGCAGAUCCAAUGUACUUUGGUGAAGGCUGGUCAGCAUCUACCAGAACUGUGCCAUGCUGGACUCCUUAUCGAAUUAUCUCCAACCAAUUCUUUGAUGUCAUUCAACGGUCUGGUCUGAAGGGGGUUACAAACAUGGAUAUUAACCGGAUUCUAUUUGGAGACUUCUUCCGCAGACCUGCGGAGUACCUCAUCACGCGAUUAGUCGACUGUUGGCAGCUUGCCCAACCACCACACCUUCGGCACCUCGCCAUAGUCAGAGAUACGUCUGUUCGAAGGACAAUAACAUGUUAUGUCCAUUACACAAGAGACAAUUUCGCAAGGCUUGUGGAAAUGGGUGAAGCUUCAUGGGAGGCCGUCGAAUGGACAACCAAGAAAGCACUUCAGCCGGCGGGUCUCAUAAUUCAUCCCCCUAACGCCACUGGAAAUUUCGACAAAUAUGGACUGCCCAAGAGAGUUCCAGCAGGCAUACUGAACGGCGGUAAUGUCAGCUACGCGGAAGCUCUUUGGUUUGCGAAACCCGUAGAUUACUCAGUGACAAGUAGCGACCCUAAACCAUUCAUCGACGUUGAUGGUAAUGAAGGCGUUCUUCGUGGCCGCAUCAAAGCUACUGCAGGAACAAUCCCUGAACCAAUUGUUGACACUGAAAACUCUGGGCGCAGGUAUAGGGGCAAAGGCAAAAAGCUCGAUCAUGAUUGCGAAGACACCUCUAAACUUCCAGCAGUCAUUUUGCCACGAGUUCGUGAUCGUGAGAUCAUUGACAAGAACGGUGAGAUCUGGCCCAAGAGUCUGAGGUGGACUCCCGGAUGGGAUGAUUUACCGCUGAAGGAAAAAUUUGAAGCGAUUAAGAUGGACGAUACCUGGACUGAGUACAACGCUAUCACCAUGGACAAGCCAACCCCUGGAGUUUACGUUACAGCUCGCGGUAAGAGAAAACCAAGAGAUGGUGUACAAGGUCGCCCAAAAGUGAGCCGGCUUGCAGUCUUCAAAUCGCCAAGAUUGCUUGAUCUCCCUUGGUUUGUUCGGGAAAAACCAGUGCUUAGACCGCAAAAACCAGAAAAAGCAGAAACUGUAACAGGCAAACAUCGGCUUGAAGAGCCCAUAACAGAAAAACUCAGGAAAAAGCGUCGCUUCAGCAACAUCGACGCUGCUGACCACGCCCAAACUUCUACCGGGGAAUCAGAAAUCCAGGUCGAUACUCCCAUGGACGAUGCUCCUACCAAAAUCCAAACUCUUACUGGAGAACCAAGCAUUCAGGUCGAUACUCCUACGGACGAAACUCCCUUGGGCGAUACUCUCAUUGACGAAACUCCCAUUGAUGAAACUCCUAUUGAUGAAACUCCCAUCGAUGAAACUCCCAUUGACGAAACUCCUAUUGACGAAACUCCCAUGGAACUUGACGUUCCUGGACCGAGCAAUCUAGGGUCCAUUGCCGCGAAUCCUUCUUCCGCAGUUGACUUGCCUUCUACAGAUAGGGUAACCUCAUCUCUUCUCAAGAAGGUGCUGUCCAGUCCAAUGAAAGGUGGCUCUAUUAGCAUUUUUCGAAGAAAGAUUCUCAUGGAGAUUGUGGACAAGGCUGGUGGCGCAUAUCCUUCAGGAAAUGAGAUGUGGUAUCCAUUCACAUCUGCAUGGCUGCGUAGGUUUCGUUCGAAGCCGGAUCUUAAAACUGUGAAAGCGUCACUCAAAUAUCUGGUCGAUGCUGGUUUACUGAAGCAAAUGACUUUCAGUGGAAAAGACAGCAGGGGCAUCAUGACUACCAAAACUCUCGUGAUGAGAAGUGAAAUGUCAGCAGAUGACCCAUGGAUCAUAGAGCUCAAACGAAAAAUGCUUGAAGCGGAUCGUUAUGGCCCAAAUAUUGCCUAUUCGGACAAUGUGCUGGUUGACCAGUCACUCUCACGGAGAUCUUCUCAUGUCACUACCGGUAGACACAAGCAAGCGGUGCCUGUUGAAACUGGCUUGACCGUCAAUGUCGUUUCGAAGAAGCCCAGUUACGUUCUUCGUGCAGAGAGUAGACAGGAACGCAAAGUCCAGAGAAUGCUGGUGAUAAGACAACGGGAAGAGCUUGCACGAUGGGCAAAAGAGGCAGCAGCAGAGACAGCUGAGCAAUAUGAAAAUGGUCCGUACCAAGCCCAAGGUCACCGUCAGUUCGCCCGACUCAACAAAUUGAUCAACGCCAAAGACCCGAUGUAUUUGUUGAUGAACCCGAGGCAAAUCUUUCGAGAUGACAAUGGCACCUUUGGCACCUUCAGUCUACGCUAUGAGAAAAACAAAUUUAGCUUUGACCCUGCUAAACUCACUCAGGAGCUCAUUGAUAUAAGAGAACAUCGGAAACGGGAUAGUUUCUAUUCACGUGCGCAUCGGAUUCUUCAAUGGGAGCUUGAACACGAAGAAAUUUUGGAUGAAGAUCUUCGUGGAACACGAAGCAUCGACCUUACUGUGGACGCGGGCUUCCAUGGAGUUGAAAUCCCCGAAGACAUUCGAUUUGACAGCGACCGGCUAUUCACUAAAUCGAUUCUGCUCACCCAGAGAAUGCAAUCUCGUACCUACAAACAACCACAUGACCGCUCGAGCCGAAGUAGCGACCGCGACAACCCUGCUGCAGCAAACCGCAGAAAGCAGGCGUUCUUCAGCAAUAAAGCGCCACUCCGUCGUAAGGUCCUGCCGACUCUGGCAGAAAACAUGGUGCGGAGAAUCAUGGUCGCUAUCGUUGCCGUGCGAACUUUGGCAGGCGGAGAUGAGGGGAAAGUGGUCAACUGGGAAUAUGCGACUCUUGCCUUUCCCAACAGUGACCCAGAGCUCAUUAAGAGUUACGGUAAAUCGAUCAUGACCAAGAAUCGACUAGAACUGCAUAAGAUGCAGCGUGAUUUCCAGAUGCACUUCCUGGAAGCCUACGAGAAAGACGAGUUGCCCGUGAUCGAUUACAGAAAACUGCAUUUAUACGAAUGGGGAACUAUUGUCGACUGGGCAAGCCAUGCACUCGAAUUCACGGUUCAAAAGAUCCCUAAUCUCCCGGCCACGAUUGAACAAUUUGACAGCAUGUUCGGCCUGCGCGAUGAGCCGGUCGCCGCAGCAGAUGAAGUGCACCAGACAGUUGCCGGAAUGACAAUCGCCCACAAGCGUGAUUUGAUGGCUCAUGUUCCCUUUGCUAUCAUGCACACACGCGACAUCGGACCGCGGAAGGAAGAAAUGGUGCAAUUCGACAUCGCAAAGACCUGGAUUCGUGCAAAUGCCUUCACAUCAGAUGAGCAUUAUAACGCGAGCCUUGCAGUUGCAAAACUCGGCUCACUUAGCGAGGAUCUUUUGCGCCGUGCCACACAGUCGCUGUUUAAUGAACGUGUGAUCACCCACACCAACCGUGGUCGCCCUGUUCCAGGGCGCAACUACCUAAUGAACGAACAUUUCAUGAGUGGACUGGAGCGGAAACGGGCUAUUGACGCACAGCAAUUACGCUGCGCUGCGCAGUACAAGCUAAACGUAAUAGAUCCUGCGCUGAAGACACAUGGAUUUCUCAAGGCCAACUACCACUCAAAAGACGGCGACAGUCUGGCCCUGUGUGAGCUAGUGGCAGCUGGCCAUAUUGAACUGACGCCGAUCGAUCCCCCUAUGGCAAAGUUUGGACUGACAGAGGGCGGCUAUCUCACGCGACAGAUAGACAGAAAUCUUCUGCGGUUCAUGGUAGAGAUUCGCCCCUCUCCGUCGUAUGUAUACGGGAAUCCGGUUACAGAGCUUGCCCAUGGAUUUAGACCGCCAACUCCCCCUCCGAACGGUAUGAUUCCAUUGUGGUAUGACUUCCACGACAAUCUUCGGACCGAUUUAUGGGAGAAAUGUGUGGCUUCAGUGCUUGGCUGCUUGGUUCUUCGUCCAGGAUCGACGGCCCAAAUCAUAAGCAAUACUCUGAAGCCUACGAUGGGCGCUUGGGAAAUAGAGCUCAUAAUGGCUUGGUUGACUAGUCUUGACGUUGUUCGUGGUCGUGAAGGUGGCGGUUGGUUGUUGAAAGAGUGGUGGUGGUUGUCUCUUGGCCUUUCCUACCAAGCGAACUUGAUUUGA
Messenger RNA from Penicillium taxi, 5118 nucleotides. RefSeq lists its product as uncharacterized. Gene Ontology annotation, cellular component: transcription factor TFIIIC complex. The transcript is spliced from 4 exons. Gene Ontology annotation, molecular function: DNA binding. Gene Ontology annotation, biological process: transcription initiation at RNA polymerase III promoter; 5S class rRNA transcription by RNA polymerase III. The record is from RefSeq and is a predicted model, not a curated record. Lineage: Eukaryota; Fungi; Ascomycota; Eurotiomycetes; Eurotiales; Aspergillaceae. The coding region runs from base 1 to 5118 and encodes 1705 amino acids.